Molecule: messenger RNA, 522 nt
Organism: Chelonoidis abingdonii (Abingdon island giant tortoise)
Lineage: Eukaryota; Metazoa; Chordata; Testudines; Testudinidae
Source: RefSeq, a predicted model, not a curated record
AUGAUCCUAGCCAUGUUCGGACCGGGUUUCCUCUCCUUCUUCGCUCUCAUCGCCUCCUUCUGCUCCCACUUUCGCUCCGUGUCCCUGACCCUGGUCUCCACCGUGGGCAGCUUCAGUGCAGGUGUCUGUGCCGUGAUCGCGCUGGCCGUGUUCACCAGUGCUGAUUGCCAGCUCAUCAUGCCAGGAAUCCUCUCCUACAGUUGGUCCUACGGCCUGGGCUGGCUGUCCUUCUUCCUGUAUCUUGGAACUGGUGCGGUAACGCUGCUCACCCCGGGAUCCUCUUACAGCCAACUGUGAGGCCCACGCUGCCCCCUAGGGAUGGAGCUGGGAGCUAGGAGGGCUGGAUGGAGCCUGCAGCGUCUUGGGGACGAACCCCAGGCAGGGUGUAUGAACUUCUGUGUGUGUAUGUCUGUCUGUCUGUCCUACUGCCUUCUGCUGGAGGGGAUGAGCCCUGCUGUAUGUAUACGUCACUUUGGGCUCCCAUAAACCCCCAUCGCAGCAAUUACCCCCCCUUCACACAGA